AUGGAACCUCAACAACCACAAGGGAGCCAACCAAACGAGGAUGGUGGCAGUGGAAAAGGGGGGUUUCUGAGCAGGCAAAGUAGUACACGGUGGACUCCCACAACCGACCAGAUAAGAAUAUUGAAGGACCUUUACUACAACAAUGGAAUUAGAUCCCCAAGUGCAGAGCAGAUUCAGAGGAUCUCUGCUAGGCUGAGGCAGUACGGUAAGAUUGAAGGCAAGAAUGUCUUUUAUUGGUUCCAGAACCACAAAGCUCGAGAAAGGCAGAAGAAAAGGUUCACUUCUGAUAAUGUGCCCAUGCAAAGAGCUGCUCCAACUAAUGCUGCUCCUUGGAAACCUGAUCAAGAUCCUAUUCAUACCAAGUAUUCUAACAUUUCUUCUACUGGGAUCUCUUCUGCAUCAUCUUCUUCUGUUGACAUGGUUCAUGUGGGGCAGAUGGGGAAUUAUGGCUACGGUUCUGUGCCCAUGGAGAAAAGUUUUAGGGACUGCUCAAUAUCUGCCGGGGGUAGCAGUGGCCAUGUUGGAAUAAACCACAACUUGGGAUGGAUCGGUGUGGAUCCAUAUUCCUCAGCCUACGCCAACUUCUUUGACAAAAUAAGGCCAACUGAAGAAACCCUGGAAGAAGAACAAGAAGAGGAUGGUGCUACUGAGAUUGAAACUCUCCCUUUAUUCCCUAUGCACGGUGAGGACAUUCAUGGUUAUUGCAACCUCAAGUCUAAUUCUUACAACUAUGAUGGAAACGGCUGGUAUCAUACUGAAGAUGGGUUCAAGAAUGGUUCUCGUGCUUCUUUGGAGCUCAGUCUCAACUCCUACAAAUCUCCAGAUUUCGCUUAA
Messenger RNA from Sphenostylis stenocarpa, 834 nucleotides. The record is from the annotation of a GenBank genome assembly. NCBI's taxonomy places the organism in Eukaryota, Viridiplantae, Streptophyta, Magnoliopsida, Fabales, Fabaceae.